Messenger RNA from Dermacentor silvarum, 1446 nucleotides. RefSeq lists its product as uncharacterized. The coding region runs from base 268 to 1446 and encodes 392 amino acids. Gene Ontology annotation, molecular function: sequence-specific DNA binding. The record is from RefSeq and is a predicted model, not a curated record. Lineage: Eukaryota; Metazoa; Arthropoda; Arachnida; Ixodida; Ixodidae. The transcript has 2 exons.
AGUUCAGGCCCACUCGCUCUUCCGGCCGUGGGCUGUGACGUCAGUCAGUCUUGACCAUCGUGUUUGAUCGCACAGACGUGCCUACGCCUGCUCACGCCGUUGGAACAGCUGCAUUACUAGCUUCACGAACCCUUUCAAGUUCUGCUGGUGCUGUUCUUGGCGAGUGAAGACCGUGUCCGUCUGUGUGUGUGUGUGAACUGCGGCAUGGAUGUGUGAUGCGCUUUGUGCACGGGAUAUUCACGUAGUGUACGGCUGCAAACUCGCACGAUGGGGCGAUUCUGCGUGCCCAACUGUCGCGGCAACUAUGACAACGGGCCGAAGGUUCGUGUGUUCUCCUUUCCAAAGGACGACCGAAGGGCGAAAUGGGAGCGUGCCGUUCGUCGAGACGACAUCGACAUCCGUUCUCUCCGUGAUGCGAAGGUGUGUGAGCUCCAUUUCAAGCCGCAGUACCUUAGAACGACAACAACAUACACCGAUCCAAGAACCGGCAGGACAAUAGAAGCUCCCAUGCGGGCUACUCGGCUUACUCCGGACGCAGUACCGACAAUAUUUCCCAAUGACCCAAGUUAUUUGAGCGACUACGCACCAAUGCGAGUGGGGCCAGACCAAAAGAGGAAACGCUUAGAAGCAUCCCACCUAGAAAAAGCCAUUCGACAGUCGAUAGCACUGCAUGAGGAAGAAGAGAGCCGCAAUAAGCUGACGUUGUACGAGGACCUCGUAUCGCCCCUGCAGGGACUCGGCCUCUCCACCUACUGGACUACAGUAAAAGCAGAGAAUGCUGUACUGUUCGUGCACAUAAGUGGCGAAGAUCCACCAGACGUCGAAAGAUCUGUCAUUCUUAAUAGGAACAUGGAAAUUACGGCCUUCUGGAGGAAAGUAAAAGUGCCUGCCAAGGACCACCUCAUCCCAGCUACGCUGAACGAUCUGCGCUGCCUUCACACCAUACUUGACCGUAUGAGCAGUUUCAAGGCUCCAGACGUUUGCGACAAGGAGGAAAAAGUGAAAACAACCUUCAGCUUGCUUUUCUCUCUGCUCGACGACAUCAAGUUGGAUGAUCUUUUGCCGCAAGAGAAAACAGAAGCACUUGAUUUCAUAAAGGAGCAUCUUGACCUACUGCACAGAAAGGACCACUCAUUGCGAUACUCUGCAGAGCUUUUAAUAUUCUCAAGUAUUCUACACACUAUUUCCCCACAGGCCUACCGAUUCAUUCGCGGUUCUGGCAAGAUAGCACUGCCACAUCGAUCUACGCUCAUGCGAAUUUGCUCGCAAUAUAACGUGAACCCUGUAAAUGAGCAGAACGAUGAGGGGUGUUUGCGUUAUGUGAAGAAGCGCUCAAGCCUUCUCAAACCACAUGAAAAAAUUGUCACUAUAAUGAUGGACGAGAUUCAUAUUCAGCCGUACUUUGAAUACAAAGGCGGUUGGUUCAGUGACCGUGGCAGCGUCUAA